AUGAACGUCUCACGGGCCCUGCUGGCCCUGCUCCUUGGUGCAUUGAUGUGCCGCACACACUCGCGCUGCUCGCCCACUUCUUAUUACAAAAACUGCUGGAUCCGACACUUCCCGGGCAUCCUUGUGGACACGGGUGAGUCUGAGAGGAGAGGAGCGCGUCUUGUUCGCAGCUACCGGGAGGAGAGUGCGCUCGGGUGCAGUCGGAGCUGCUGCCUGACUACAAAUGUGUCCUGCAACGUGGCCAUCUUUGACUACGCCUCCACCCGAGACAACUGUCUGCACCUUCACUGUCCCACCUUGGAGAGUUGCAUCGUCACCCAGCGACACAAGGUGGUGCUCUACAACCUGACUCACGGUAUGGAUCCUGACUUGUUGGUGUUUGAGAAGCAUCUCACCUCCAGCGUGGGCGUGCUCCCGCAUCACUUCAGUCGCCUCAAUGCUUCCGAGGCUCUGCCCGCCUCAGACAAGCGGCAGUUCUUCCAUCCGCCGCCCCCUGCCACCGUCAAAGCACCACCGAGCAUCACUGUGAAGACACCUCCAGCAGAAACAUCAACCACCUUCAUGGCUUCCCCCGGCGUUACCGUGACAACAGCGCCGCCUGCGUCCCUCUCCACCGAGCGUGGGCAUAAGUCCACGUCCACCUCGCAGGCCCAGACGUCCGUCAAAGAGCGAGGGAGCCCGACUCCAAGCGGCGAGGACAUGAAGUCUUCAGGUUUAGGAGAGGAGUGGCAGAGCCUGCUGGUGGCGCUGUUGAGCUGUGGGACUGUGCUGCUGCUGCUGCCAUGUUGCUGCUGCAGGCGAGGGGGGAGGGGCUACCGAGGCUCCAUGCGUCUGAUGAAGUACAACGUGGUCAAAGAGAGCUCUUGA
Messenger RNA from Entelurus aequoreus (snake pipefish), 867 nucleotides. Its product is annotated as MANSC domain-containing protein 4-like. The coding region runs from base 1 to 867 and encodes 288 amino acids. The transcript is spliced from 3 exons. Lineage: Eukaryota; Metazoa; Chordata; Actinopteri; Syngnathiformes; Syngnathidae. The record is from RefSeq and is a predicted model, not a curated record.